GACUCAUCACAGCAUCAGAAUAGACAAGAAUUCACUGUGAGCUUCACAUCUCAUUACAGCUAAUGGACCAAUCAAAUCAGUCCACAGCUUCAAAACAUCCAAUCAGGCGUGAGUCUGGACCUGGUUUUCUACUGAACACACAAGUUCAUUACCUCACUAUCACUUUGUCUAAACAGGAACGAUGAUCACACUCUUUGUGGCUCUUUACUCUCUGCUUUGUCUCUGCACAACUGGAAACCCGACUGACAUCAAGGAGUUUCAAGUGAAAACAAAGCCUGGAGAAGCUGUAACUAUGGAGUGCAACUUUAGCGGGGACAAAAACAAAAAGAGUUUUGCUUGGUACAGACAGAGUUUUGGAAAAGUGCCUCAGGUUUUUGCCAGAGAGUACGGUGGCACUCCUGGCUACACAUUUUUCGAGGGAUUUAAAGAUAGCCGCUUCACUGUUACUGUAAAGGACCAAAAGUUUGAUCUCAACAUUAAUGAAACAAGAGAAGAUGAUGGAGGAGAAUAUUUCUGUGGAUAUGUGGAGGGAAGUACAGUAAAGUUCACAUCUGGAACACGUCUGCAGUUUGAAGGUGAAGAGAUGAAACCCUGUCCUACACCUGGAACACUUAACAAGAACACACACUCUGUUACACACCAGGGUUCAAACAGCAGUGACGAAAAAGGAGAGAUGAAUAAGAUUUUUGCCUUAAUAGCCACCAAUAUAAUAUCUGUUAUUGUAAUUGUGGCUCUGGUUGGAAUUUUACUUAAAAAUCAAAGAAAAGGUUCUUCAUCAAACAACCAUCAAACUCCCACCAAUCAGGCUGAUGAUGAAGAUGUCUUGAACUAUGCAGCUGUGAGUUUUGCUAAGAAACCUUCAUCCUCCAGAACAUCCAGAGACACGAGCCAUCAAGACGUUUAUGCAGAAGUUAAAAUAAAAUAGAUAAAGAAAAAUCAAGUCAGAACUAAAAAACAAUAUGAAUGUAAUCAUCCCAGUUUGUACACAGAUGUGUUAUUCAGACAAAAACAUUUUUAUUACUGAAACGUUCAUUAUUAUUUCCAAACUGUUUUCUUGUAUUAAUUUGCUCUACCUGAUAGAUCUUUAUUGUUUGCUUGUUUUAUUUCUUUUUCAACUUUUUGAUUACUCAACGUCCUACACCC
This is a messenger RNA of Clarias gariepinus (North African catfish), 1143 nucleotides long. RefSeq lists its product as uncharacterized. Gene Ontology annotation, biological process: response to bacterium. The transcript has 6 exons. Lineage: Eukaryota; Metazoa; Chordata; Actinopteri; Siluriformes; Clariidae. Bases 182 to 925 code for a protein of 247 amino acids. The record is from RefSeq and is a predicted model, not a curated record.